This is a messenger RNA of Aspergillus melleus, 333 nucleotides long. RefSeq lists its product as uncharacterized. Bases 1 to 333 code for a protein of 110 amino acids. The transcript has 2 exons. NCBI's taxonomy places the organism in Eukaryota, Fungi, Ascomycota, Eurotiomycetes, Eurotiales, Aspergillaceae. The record is from RefSeq and is a predicted model, not a curated record.
AUGGCAUCCUCAUCGGAAAACCUGUCCAAAGCACUGCCGCACAUGGCGAUGGCCACCAAGGCCAUCCACGCGGACGACAGUGUCAGCGCACACCGAGCCAUAGCGCCGGCGAUGCAUGUGGCCGUCACAUAUCGAUAUGCGCGAGAACCCUCCCAGCUCAUCCAAAUGGAGAACAAAGACCCCAAUGCCUCCCUCGACUCUCACGUCUACGGACGCUACUCUGCCCCUAACGCAAGCCGCUUCGAAACCGUCCUCAAGCACCUUUUCGGCGGCGGCGGCAUAAUGACCUACGCACGGAACUCGCUGCAUUCCAUGCUGCCAUGGUGUUACUGA